Cannabis sativa is the source of this 1526-nucleotide messenger RNA. RefSeq lists its product as uncharacterized. The record is from RefSeq and is a predicted model, not a curated record. The coding region runs from base 430 to 1230 and encodes 266 amino acids. The transcript has 10 exons. Lineage: Eukaryota; Viridiplantae; Streptophyta; Magnoliopsida; Rosales; Cannabaceae.
UGGUUUUGAGUUUGGAUAAUGCAAUAGUCAUUUGAAGGUUUGCAAAAAAAUGUCGUUUAAUAGAUCCUUUGUCGUUCAUCAUCAAAAUACUCUCGUUUUUACAUGAUAAUGUCGUUACUAAUUAUCCAUUAAGAUACUGUCGUUUUGUACAUGAUGUUGUCGUUUAUUGAGUUUUCGCUGGUUUCGCCCAACACACACCAUCCCCGUCUUCUCCUUCUCUCUCUGUCUCUGCAAUUAUGUGUUAUGACAGAGAUGUACAACUCUAACGAGGAAUUGAAAUCAAGCUAUUCUUAAUCAGUGCUACAAACUCUACUACUCCGAAUAGAAACGGGGUUUUCUUGGCUUCCAAACACCUUGUAAUAAACUUACACUAGCCCAAGUGAAACGGGAUUCCCCUUCCAAAGCUUAAAGUUUGGACCUUUGACAGAAAUGAAGAAAGCUAGAGCCGUUACUUCCAUUGCGUUCUUGGUAAUCCUUUUUCUCCAAGGAAAACAGGCCAAAGAAGGAUCUGACGAUUCAAGAGCACUAAUACAUGGUAAGGAAGAUGCUCUAGAAGUACAUUGUUCUAGAGAAAGAAGUAGAGUAGCAUGGAAAAUCAUUGAGGAUUACUUGACACCAUUUGUGGAACAAGCACACUAUCAGAUUCCAAUUAAGUGUCGACUUCACCAUGACAAUGACAUCUUUAGAGAUCAGGAAGAGCACAAGGUUCAUGUGGAUACAAAUGAAUGGCAGUGUUCGUACUGUAAAAAAAGCUUCUAUGCUGAAAAGUUUCUCGACCAGCAUUUUGACAGCAGGCACUAUGAUCUUCUUAAUGUUAAUGGCAGCAAGUGCUUAGCUGAUUUAUGUGGGGCACUACAUUGUGACCAUGUGACGAAUACCAAGCUACGCAAAACCAAAUGCAAUCCUGCAGCAGUUGCAAGGAAUCGCCAUUACUGUGAGAGUCUCGCCGACAACUGUUUCCCCAUUAACCAGGGACCCUCAGCAAGUCGCCUUCAUGAAUUCUUUCUGCAUCAAUUUUGUGAUGCUCACACUUGCUCUGGGAAAUUGAAACCUUUCUCAAGGGGAGGCAAGAAAGAAACAAGUGUACUAUACCUGGCUACUGCAAUUCUGACUUUGAUGUUGCUCCCGAUUUUCUACGUGAUUGUUUUUUUGCACCAAAGAGAGAUGAGAAUGAGGGGCCAGGUUCUUAAACGCAUCUCACCAAUUGGGCGAAAAGCCAAACCUUCGUAAUUGGUUAUGCCCUUGAAGCCACACAAUUUUCGCAGCCGAUCAGUAUACCGAUCAUACUAUCAGAGUCCUUGAAUGAAACCAACCUCAGCUACAUCACCAGCUAAAAACUACAGGACUUACAUAUCUCACACUUUUACCUUAGUAAAUGGUUCAGAUUGAUACUCUUUAUGUAAUGGGUUUGUUUUGUACAUGUAUAAUAAUAUAUGCUCAAUUUAAUUUUGUCAUAAAUCAUAUGAUUCUGGUAAAUGUACAUUAUGUAUUUUGACACCAAAAGUACUUUAGCAUCUUUAUUCUUU